AACAAACAAACAAACAAACAAAUAAUAAAACGUAGGCUAAAGAAAGCUGGUAGUCAGUAGGUUCUGUGUUUCUUUAAAGUGGGGAGAUUGUUAGAUCUCACUCCACAUGUUGUUUUCUAUAUUAGUUCGCUCUGCAACUCUAUUUCUCGCCUACAUUGUCUUUUUCUUUCUCAUUUACCCUUUUACGAAAAAUUCAAGAACCUUUAUUCAUUGUUGCACUUUUGAAGAGUUCUGUUCCCGUUGUUAGCAGUAGUGACUGUACUUGUGCUUCUUGGUCAAGAGCUUUCACUGAAGUGCCAGGAAUUGCUCUGCGCCUUUGUUCAAAAAGAUGUUCUGUGGAGGUUUUCUAAUCGUCUGUUUCCAGUUUUAGCCCUUUUAAAUGUUAAUCUUGUAUUGGAGAUCUGAGACUUCAAGAUUAGAACCUGUGUUUUCAGUUCCAAGUUCCUUGCUUUGAACUGUUACAGUCACAAUAGCCCUUUGCUUCCUUUUUAAUUGUCAAAUUUGAUUGCUUAAAUUUAUCCAAAUUUCCUGCAAUUCUGAAGGACUAAAGUUUUCAAGUCUUUUUUUGGUAUCCUGAGGUUGCAUUAACAUCUGUCAGACGCUUAGCUUACCCUUUUUCGAAAUCCUAAUUUCGGACUGUUUCUUUCAGCAUAGUCUUUUAGUGGUGUUUGUCAUCUCUGGUUUUGUUAGUAUAAAUUAGGCAAAAAUGCAGAAGCCUCCACAAGCUGUUGAUUUUGCUCUAAAGGAGACCUCACCAAACAUUGGUGCGGCAGCUGUCACAGGGGAUAAGCUUUCCUGCACCUACGACCUUGUUGAACAGAUGCAAUAUCUAUAUGUUCGAGUGGUGAAAGCAAGGGAUUUGCCUGGGAAAGAUGUUACUGGUAGUUGUGAUCCUUAUAUCGAGGUAAAAAUGGGAAACUAUAAGGGAGUUACUAAACAUUUUGAGAAGAAGACAAACCCUGAGUGGAAUCAGGUUUUUGCUUUCUCAAAAGAGAGAAUUCAAGCUUCAAUAUUGGAGGUUUCCGUGAAAGAUAAGGACGUAGUAUUAGAUGAUUUAAUUGGAAGGAUUAUAUUUGAACUCAAUGAAAUCCCAAAACGCGUUCCACCUGAUAGUCCUUUAGCACCACAGUGGUAUAGAUUGGAAGACCGAAAGGGGGAUAAAAUCAAGCAUGGUGAGCUGAUGCUGGCUGUUUGGAUGGGAACUCAAGCUGACGAGGCAUUUCCUGAUGCGUGGCAUUCAGAUGCAGCGGCUGUUGGUCCUGAUGGGGUUGCAAACAUCAGGUCGAAGGUAUAUCUUUCACCUAAGCUUUGGUACGUUAGGGUCAAUGUGAUUGAAGCUCAGGACUUGUUGCCUGGUGACAAAAGCAGGUUUCCUGAAGCCUUUGUGAAGGUCACCUUCGGCAAUCAAGCAUUGAGAACUAGAGUAUCACAAAGUAGAAGCAUUCAUCCAUUGUGGAAUGAGGACUUGAUAUUUGUAGCUGCUGAACCUUUUGAGGAGCCUUUGAUUUUGACAGUGGAAGAUAGAGUAGGACCAAACAAAGAUGAAAUUUUGGGGAAAUGUGUGAUCCCUUUACAACUUGUGCAGAGGAGGUUAGACCAUAAGCCGGUUAACACAAGGUGGUAUAAUCUUGAAAAGCAUGUGAUUGGAGAAGUGGAUCAGAAGAAGGAGAUCAAAUUUGCCAGUAGGGUCCAUUUGAGGAUCUGUUUGGAAGGUGGUUAUCAUGUUUUGGAUGAAUCAACGCACUAUAGCAGUGACCUCAGGCCAACAGCAAAGCAGCUGUGGAGGCCAAGCAUUGGAAUUUUGGAACUGGGGAUUCUCAGUGCUGUAGGGCUGAUCCCUGUGAAGACGAAGGAUGGACGAGGAACCACUGAUGCUUAUUGUGUAGCUAAAUAUGGGCAGAAAUGGAUCCGAUCUAGGACAAUAGUUGACAGCUUUACUCCGAGGUGGAAUGAACAGUACACUUGGGAAGUUUUUGAUCCGUGUACUGUCAUUACCAUAGGGGUAUAUGACAAUGGCCAUGUCCAUGGGGGAAGCGGAGGAAAGGAUUCAAGAAUUGGGAAAGUGAGGAUUCGGCUAUCAACACUUGAAACUGAUAGAGUUUACACACAUUCAUAUCCUCUAAUAGUAUUGCAAUCAUCUGGAGUAAAGAAGAUGGGCGAACUUCAAUUAGCUGUGCGGUUCACAUGCUCGUCUUUGAUCAAUAUGUUACAUAUGUAUUCACAUCCACUGCUGCCCAAAAUGCAUUACAUUCAUCCAUUAUCUGUGAUUCAGCUCGAUAGCUUGAGGCACCAAGCUAUGCAAAUUGUCUCGAUGAGGUUGAGCCGAGCUGAGCCACCUCUGAGGAAAGAAGUUGUGGAACACAUGCUAGAUGUGGAUUCACAUAUGUGGAGUAUGAGGAGGAGCAAAGCCAAUUUUUUCAGAAUUAUGGGUGUUCUAAGGGGCUUAAUUGCUGUUGGGAAAUGGUUUGAUCAAAUCUGCAAUUGGAAAAAUCCCCUUACAACCAUUUUAAUUCACAUCCUUUUCAUAAUUUUGGUUCUUUAUCCUGAGUUACUACUUCCGACAAUUUUUCUCUACCUUUUUUUGAUUGGUAUAUGGAACUUCAGGUGGAGGCCAAGGCACCCUCCUCACAUGGACACGCGGCUUUCUCAUGCUGAUGCAGCCCAUCCUGAUGAACUCGAUGAAGAAUUUGACACAUUCCCAACUACCAAGUCAUCAGAUAUGGUCAGAAUGAGAUAUGAUCGUCUCAGAAGUAUAGCGGGGAGGGUUCAAACUGUAGUAGGCGACUUGGCAACUCAAGGGGAAAGAUUCCAAUCUCUGUUAAGUUGGAGAGACCCUAGAGCAACAACUCUAUUUGUAAUAUUUUGUCUGAUUGCUGCUCUAGUUCUAUAUGUUACUCCCUUCCAAGUUGUGGCUCUUCUCGUUGGCAUUUAUAUGUUAAGGCAUCCCAGGUUCCGCCACAAGCUCCCUUCAGUUCCUCUCAAUUUCUUCAGGAGAUUGCCUGCAAGGUCUGAUAGCAUGAUAUGAUUACAGUUGGCAAGUUGACGCAAGGCGGAGGCAGCAUAAACUGAGGUUCUCAGAUGCUUAUAUUGAAAAUUCUGUAAUAUUGCAUUGUAGCUUCGUGAUGUUUCAAUACAUUGCAAUCAUUUAUGUGGAUAUGCUAUGACUUAACCUGAAUAUGAUUUAUAUUGUUUUGA
Molecule: messenger RNA, 3195 nt
Organism: Ricinus communis (castor bean)
Lineage: Eukaryota; Viridiplantae; Streptophyta; Magnoliopsida; Malpighiales; Euphorbiaceae
Product: FT-interacting protein 3
Exons: 2
Coding region: 707-3025 (772 amino acids)
Source: RefSeq, a predicted model, not a curated record